GUGGACCGGGCACGAAAACACGGAUUGGACGAAUUUGUCAGUGUAGAAUCGUGGCGUGUCAAUCAUGCAGAUCUAUUCCGUCUCCUACAGUCGCACUCUCUUGAGCAUCGAAUGAAAGAUCCGUAUGUGUCCCUGGGCUGGUUCAGUCCGAGCCAGAUGUUUAUUCUGGACGAAUAUUGUGCCCGCUACGGGGUCCGUGGAUGUCAUCGACAUUUGUGCUACUUGUCCGAUCUGCUCGAUCGAGCUGAACACGGGAUCAUGAUCGAUCCAGCACUGAUUCACUAUUCGUAUGCUUUCUGCUGCUGUCACGUGUUUGGAAACGCACAAGAUUCCAACAUUCGCACCGUGCUUCACGAGGAGCGAGAAAUGUUCAUCCAGAUCCGACAGAGGUUGUACGCGUUACUCGAGAAGCAAAUUACCGAAUUCCGAUAUUACUUCCCGUUUGGACGUCCCGAAGGAGCAUUGAAAUUGACUCUUGGGCUACUGGAACGAGUUUUAAUGAAAGACACAGGAGCCCCUGCAUCUGCGGAAGAAGUUCGUGAGGUAAUACGCCGAUGUUUGGAACAAGCAGCUUUUGUAAACUACACUCGAAUAUCCGAGUAUGCUGCGAUCGAAAAAGAGGCUUUUGUGGUCCGAUUUCCACUGAUUCACUACGAGUCAGCGAUUUCCAAACGCGAUUAA
This is a messenger RNA of Echinostoma caproni, 681 nucleotides long. The record is from the annotation of a GenBank genome assembly. NCBI's taxonomy places the organism in Eukaryota, Metazoa, Platyhelminthes, Trematoda, Plagiorchiida, Echinostomatidae.